Messenger RNA from Rosa chinensis, 1374 nucleotides. Its product is annotated as arogenate dehydrogenase 2, chloroplastic. The record is from RefSeq and is a predicted model, not a curated record. Gene Ontology annotation, molecular function: arogenate dehydrogenase (NADP+) activity; prephenate dehydrogenase (NADP+) activity; prephenate dehydrogenase (NAD+) activity. Gene Ontology annotation, biological process: L-tyrosine biosynthetic process. NCBI's taxonomy places the organism in Eukaryota, Viridiplantae, Streptophyta, Magnoliopsida, Rosales, Rosaceae. The coding region runs from base 53 to 1207 and encodes 384 amino acids. The transcript has a single exon.
GUUUUUGACUCUCCCUCUCCCUCGCUCUCUGUCUUUGUUUCCACUUUCUAAAAUGCUCUCAUUCUCUUUCACUCAAACCAAACCUUCACUCCUCCCUCCAAAUCUCUACCCAUCUUCUCACUCAUUCUCUCACUCUCUUCUCCCACCUCUAAAACCCGACAAAAACCGGACCCAUCUUCAUCUCCAAAGCCUAACAAUCCAAGCCAUCGAUGCUGCACAGCCCUUUGACUACGAGUCUCAACUCAAAACCCACUACCAAAAAUCCAAUGCUCUCAAAAUUGGCAUUAUUGGCUUCGGCAACUACGGCCAGUUCUUGGCCAGGUCCUUCGUCCAACAAGGUCACACUGUCCUCGCCCAUUCUCGCUCUGACUACUCCAAACUCGCCCAAGAAGUCGGCGUUUCGUUCUUUACCGACCCCAAUGACCUCUGUGAGCAACACCCAGAAGUGGUUCUCUUAUGUACUUCGAUUAUGUCCAGUGAAAAGGUAAUCAAAACCUUCCCAUUUCAGAGACUUCUUCGAAAUACCUUAUUUGUUGAUGUUCUUUCAGUCAAGGAGUUCCCAAGAGACUUGUUCCUCAAUUACUUGCCUGCUGAGUUUGACAUUCUUUGCACACACCCAAUGUUUGGUCCACAGAGUGGUAAGGACUCGUGGGUUGGUCUUCCUUUUGUGUAUGACAAGGUUAGGAUUGGGGAUUGUGGUUUUAGGCUCAAUAGGUGUGAGAAGUUUUUGGACAUUUUCGCAAGGGAAGGGUGUAGAAUGGUGGAAAUGUCGUGUGCCGAGCACGAUAGGGAUGCUGCAGGGUCACAAUUUGUCACACACACAAUGGGGAGAGUGUUGGAGAAAUUCAGAUUGGAGUCCUCGCCGAUUAAUACUAAAGGGUAUGAGACUUUGUUGAACUUGGUGGAGAAUACGGCUGGGGAUAGCUUUGAGUUGUACUAUGGGUUGUUUAUGUAUAACAAGAAUGCAAUGGAGCAGCUGGAGAGGCUGGACAUGGCAUUCGAGGAUCUUAAGAAAGAGUUGUUUGGGAAUUUGCAUGAGGUUUGUAGGAGACAGUUGUUUGGGAGUGCUGAACGGGUCGAAGCCUUAAGAGAAGAAGAGGAUGCAGAACCGCAGGAGUUGCUUUCGACUGGUAGUCAAAUCGGAAGCAAUGAGGAUCGUCGGAAUGGUGCGCUAAAAAAGGUUACGAAAAUGGUCAUGCUUCUCUGAAUUCAGCUCCUGUGUAUCUAAGAUAAUAUGCCUAAUGUAAACCUAAACCGUUUCUAUGGCUGAAGAGCUUGUGGCUCGUGGUUGUGUAUGUUCUGUUUCUAUUUUCUAAUGAAGAAGAUCAGUGUUAUUGCUUCUGUGCAGAUGAUAAUGAUGAUCUGAAUUAUUGA